Messenger RNA from Penicillium canariense, 3033 nucleotides. RefSeq names its product cleavage polyadenylation factor subunit RNA14 (gene rna14). The record is from RefSeq and is a predicted model, not a curated record. Gene Ontology annotation, biological process: mRNA 3'-end processing. The coding region runs from base 1 to 3033 and encodes 1010 amino acids. NCBI's taxonomy places the organism in Eukaryota, Fungi, Ascomycota, Eurotiomycetes, Eurotiales, Aspergillaceae. The transcript has 5 exons. Gene Ontology annotation, cellular component: nucleus. Gene Ontology annotation, molecular function: mRNA binding; protein binding.
AUGGCGGACAAUGAAGCUGAGCAGACCUUCUCUGAAGUACAGGCAAUGGACGACACCCUCACAGAGACUAUCGCCGACGAGGCAGAAGCUGCUGAUAACUCGGACGAAGAAGAAUACGACCCCUCUAGACUGGAUGACCAAUACCAAAGCCCCGUGCCAGAGCCCCAGCAGACAGAGGAGGCAGUAGCAGCAGAAGAAGUGACAGCCCCCAACCCGUCUACAUCAUCAGACAUGGACACUAGCGCUGCUGGUGAUGCGCCCGAUCCUUUCCAGAACCCCUCCCGUACUGAGUCUCAGACGUCCACGCCGGUCCCCCGCGCGGGUGCGUCGGCGCAGCCCCAGACCAGAACGAUUGGGGGAUUUGACAUUGAGGAUGAGGAUGAGGAUGACAAAGAGGAGGCGGACUAUGAGCCGCCGGCGGCGCUGGGGGUGGAUGACUCGAAUGCCAUGCCUAUGACCAUGUCUGAAGAUCCAAGUUCAGGAAAUCCAAAUCAAGACACUUCCCCUGAUGUAUCAUCGCACUUGACUGUGCAGUCCUCUGCCUCUGUGCCAACUGUUGCCAAUAGUUCUUAUUCUUCUGCUCCUGUUCCAAAUAUCGAUCCUUCUGUUUCUGGUCCUAUUCAGUGGGCUUCGCAUGAUCCGAGCAUGCAGAACAGUACUGUUCCUACUCCUGUACCUGACUCGCCUUCUGCUUCCAGAGGCCGCUUACCGCAUGACCGCGUGGGAAUCCUGCAGGACAGGGUCGACGAGGAUCCUCGCGGAGAUCUCUCGGCCUGGUUGGAGUUGAUUGCGGAGCACAGAGCUCGUAACCGGCUGGACAGUGCACGCGAGAUUUAUGAGCGGUUUUUGAAGGAAUUCCCCAUGGCGGCUGACCAAUGGGUGGCGUAUGCCACGAUGGAGUCAGAGCUGAAUGAGCUCUUCCGGUUGGAACAGAUCUUCAACCGAACACUUCUUACUAUUCCCAGUGUCCAACUCUGGUCGGUCUAUCUGGAUUAUGUUCGUCGCCGGAACCCCUUGACGACUGACACCAGUGGAGAGGCACGGCGGGUGAUCUCGUCGGCCUAUGACCUGGCUCUUCAAUAUGUGGGGAUGGACAAAGACUCUGGAAAUAUCUGGACUGACUACGUGGAGUUCAUUCGCUCUGGGCCAGGCACUGUUGGAGGUUCAGGCUGGCAGGACCAGCAGAAGAUGGACUUGCUUCGAAAGGCCUACCAGAAAGCACUCUGUGUUCCCACCCAGGCUGUCAACGCUUUGUGGAAGGAAUAUGAUCAGUUUGAAAUGGGCUUGAACAAGCUUACGGGUCGGAAGUUCCUGCAAGAGCAGUCGCCGUCAUACAUGACCGCUCGUAGUUCGUACACUGAACUGCAGAAUAUCACUCGCGACCUGGUCCGUACCUCGCUGCCGAGGCUACCUCCUGUUCCUGGCUCUGAAGGCGAUGUCGAGUUUGCUCAACAAGUCGACAUUUGGAAGCGCUGGAUUGCCUGGGAGAAAGGAGACCCCCUGGUUCUGAAAGAGGACGACGCCGCUGCAUUCAAAGGUCGCGUACUUUAUGUCUACAAGCAGGCGCUUAUGGCUCUGAGAUUCCUCCCUGAGAUCUGGUUUGAGGCCGCCGAAUUCUGCUUCCUGAACGAUAUGGAAAGCGAUGGCACCGAUCUGUUGAAGCAGGGCAUCGAGGCAAACCCCGAAAGCUGCUUGCUGUCGUUCAAACUGGCAGACCGACUUGAGGUCACUACGGACUCCGAGCAGGAUUCCUCUAAGCGCGCAGCGAAAGUCAGAGAGCCGUACGACAAGCUCCUCGAUGCUCUUUACGAAUUGAUCACCAAGGCUCGAACCCAGGAGUCACAGGAUGUGUCCCGAAUUGAAGAGACUUUCGCGAUGCUGAACCCGGAAGCCCAAACCGCACAGGACGAGGAUGAUGACGGUGCCCCGAGUGCAGCGAAGGAGAAGGAGGCUGCGAAACAGACUCAGAUUGAUGCUGUUCGAAAGGCUCACUCUAUUCAAAUCAACAUUCUCUCCAAGACGAUCUCCUUUGCCUGGAUUGCGCUUAUGCGUGCUAUGCGCCGCCUGCAGGGUAAAGGAAAGCCGGGAGAGCUGGCUGGCUCUCGCCAGGUCUUUGCCGAAGCCCGGAAGCGAGGCCGUAUCACCAGCGAUGUUUACAUUGCUAGCGCUCUUAUGGAGUAUCACUGCUACAAGGACCCCGCAGCUACCAAGAUUUUUGAGCGAGGUGCAAAACUCUUCCCGGAGGACGAGAACUUUGCUCUGGAGUAUUUGAAGCAUUUGAUUGACAUCAACGACAUUAUCAAUGCUCGUGCCGUUUUCGAGACAACUGUCAGGAGAUUGGCAGCCAAUGCUGAGAAUGCCCACAAGGCCAAGCCUAUAUUUGCAUUCCUCCAUGAAUAUGAGUCCCGCUACGGCGACUUAGUCCAGGUAGUCAACCUGGAGCAUCGCAUGCGCGAGCUCUACCCGGAAGACCCGGCCUUGGAACAAUUUUCGCGCCGCUACGCGACACCCUCCUUCAACCCAAUGACUGUCCGCCCUAUCCUGUCACCCUCGCAGACCCGGCCCAAGACACUGCAUGCUGCUGCUGCUGCACCGGAAACUCGUAGCUCGCCCACAUCAUACCAGGAUACAUCCUUGAACUCACCGAAGAGACCCUAUCCCGCGGAUGAGUUUGACUACGACUCUGACCGCCCGCGCAAGUUUGUCCGCGCCGAGUCUCCGCUCAAGGGUACUCAGGGCCGCCGUCUCGAUCAGCCGAAGCGAGUUACCCAAUUGAACGGGCAGACUACGUCCGCGUAUAAGCCCCAAGGAUCACCGGCUCCCCUUCCCCGGGACGUGGUUCAUCUUCUUAGCAUCAUUCCUCCCGCAUCUUCCUACAAUAUCUCACGUCUGUCGCCAGAGAAGAUGGUUGACCUUCUCCAACGCAUUGACAUCCCCGUUUCUACCAGCCAGAUUCCACUCCCAGCUAAUGUGCGAGGGCUUGGGGCUGCCCAGAGCUCUGGUAUGAACCCGUAUGGUGGAUCAUAUCGCUGA